Molecule: messenger RNA, 1056 nt
Organism: Mytilus trossulus (common blue mussel)
Lineage: Eukaryota; Metazoa; Mollusca; Bivalvia; Mytilida; Mytilidae
Product: E3 SUMO-protein ligase ZBED1-like
Exons: 2
Coding region: 148-1056 (302 amino acids)
Biological process (GO): regulation of transcription by RNA polymerase II
Cellular component (GO): nucleus
Molecular function (GO): DNA binding
Source: RefSeq, a predicted model, not a curated record
CAUUGAAAUCUACUCACUAGUUAUUUUCACUCUUUUUAUUGGAUAUUUAAAUUUUCUUUGUUGAAAGAUUUUAUUUAUAUUAUAAGUCUAUAACUAAGCUUUUAUCUUUAAUUUUUGAAUUGGAUGUUAUGUUGAAAUUUAUAUAAAAUGUCUGCUUUGAAACACUUUUUGUUUCCCGAUCAUGCACCAAAUUCUGGGACUGUGAAGGCAAAGUGCAAAUAUUGUCCAACAUACAUCUCUGGCAAUGCCAAAACAACAUCAAACUUUGUGACACAUUUAAAGAGAAAGCACAGAGACAUUUUCAUUCAAAGUAAAUCUGAGGAUGGUACACAAAUAUCGCAAACAAAUAUAAGCAACUUUACAAAAUCUACAUCAGUUUCAAAAUACUCUGCCAAUGAUGCUUCUCAAAUGCAGAUUACAGAUGCUUUGGUUUCAUUUGUAGCUGGAAAUUUAACACCACUCUCAGUUGUAGAGAGUCCUGAAUUCAAGACCUUUGUCGAAUCAUUGAAUCCAAAAUAUCAACUUCCUAGCAGGAAACAUCUUUCUACCAAACUAUUACAUCAGAAAGCAAGCAAUAUUCAAUCAAAUAUAAAGGAAAAAUUACUAUCAGCAGAAAGUGUGUGUCUGACUAUCGAUUUAUGGUCUAAUCGUCAGAUGAAGGGAUUCUUAGGAAUCACAGGUCAUUUCAUACUUGAUUGGUGCAUGAAGUCUAUCAUGGUAUCUUGUAAACGUUUUAAGGGGAAACACUGUGCUGAGAAUAUACGCCAGGAAUAUGAAGAGGCAGUUGCUUGUUACAAUAUUGCAGACAAAAUUACAAACAUUAUAACUGACAAUGCUUCAAACAUGACCAAAGCAUUUGACUUCAGUCUCCCGGGAUAUACAUGUAAUAAUGAGGGAAAAAAUUCUAAAUCAGACAGUGAAGAUGAAAAUGACGAAUCUGAAUUGGAACCUAUUAAUAUUGACUUUCCUGAAGAUGAUUUACCAAAACAUGGAAGAUGUUAUGCUCAUACCCUACAACUGGUGGUAAGAGAUGGAUUAAAGUAUCACUUUACUUAA